AGUUGCGUAUCUGAUACAAUAACAAAAAUUACAAAUAAUUUACGAACACCACAAAGAUUAGAAACGCAUCAUGAAACGCAACCAAAAGUUAUGAUUAAUCCUAUGCCACAAUGUAAUAUGUUUGCCUAUAAGCCAGAUUUGAAAAAGAAGCCUAAACCAGGCAUUUCAAGUGGUUCGAUAAUGAAAUCAAAUGUUCCACUGAAAGCAACUAUACCAGUGAAAAAAGUUGCACCAAUGCUAAAGCCUUCACCACCUGGUACCAUGACUAAUAGUAAACACAACUUAAACAGUUCCAUACAAUUUCUAAAUAAACCUGGUAAACCAUCACACACGAGUACGCCAAUGUCUACAACUACUACUGCUUUAAAUACUUCACCUCGGUAUUUAGAUAAACCGCGGUAUUCAUACCAACCAACUACACCAACAAGACUGUCAGCUGGUAUAAGACGACAAACACUCGCCGAACCGAAGACUAUAAAAUCACCACUCAAACAACGCUCACCUAUGAAAAGCAGAUUCAGUACUGCUUUAGGUGGUGUCGAACCAAAAAGAUCAACAGUUCGGUUAGGUGCCAGAGCUUCGGUUGGAGUUUCCGGUGUGCAUAAACAAAAAGAGAAUAAAAAACCAUAAAUGUUUUGGACUUUCUUAACAUAUAUCAUCUAUAUAUUUUAUCCUUAUCCUUAUCGUUUUUUGUGAUUCUGUAUUAUAUUUUUGUUGUAAGUUGUUGCAAACCAAUACUUGCCACGUUGUUAUAUCUAUAAAAAACUUUUUCAUCGAAUUUUUUAUGUUACGUGUUACGUACUAUAUAUUUUAAA
Messenger RNA from Teleopsis dalmanni, 815 nucleotides. RefSeq lists its product as uncharacterized. The transcript has 3 exons. NCBI's taxonomy places the organism in Eukaryota, Metazoa, Arthropoda, Insecta, Diptera, Diopsidae. The coding region runs from base 91 to 630 and encodes 179 amino acids. The record is from RefSeq and is a predicted model, not a curated record.